This is a messenger RNA of Fonsecaea multimorphosa CBS 102226, 1581 nucleotides long. RefSeq lists its product as uncharacterized. NCBI's taxonomy places the organism in Eukaryota, Fungi, Ascomycota, Eurotiomycetes, Chaetothyriales, Herpotrichiellaceae. Gene Ontology annotation, cellular component: nucleus. The transcript is spliced from 5 exons. The coding region runs from base 1 to 1581 and encodes 526 amino acids. The record is from RefSeq and is a predicted model, not a curated record. Gene Ontology annotation, molecular function: zinc ion binding; DNA-binding transcription factor activity, RNA polymerase II-specific; transcription cis-regulatory region binding. Gene Ontology annotation, biological process: DNA-templated transcription; regulation of DNA-templated transcription.
AUGGAUGAAAGUCCUGCGUCACCUGCUGAUGCGAGGGGGACUCGGUUACUCGGCCCGUUUCGAUAUUUCGCAUAUUACGCCCGUGUCUUACCGAUCCUGAAUCCCGAUAUAACUCCCAACCAAUAUUACGCUCGGUCUCCUCUUCUUUUUUGGACUAUUGUGGCCAUCGGAUCACGGCGCUAUCAAGCCGACCCAACCCUCCUGACAAAACUGGCUGAACCCCUUCAAAACUUCGCCCUUUGUUCGUUCGCGUCCCGAACCGAGGUUGUCGAAGUCAUACAGAGCCUGCUUUUAUUAUCCCUUUGGCCACUUCCAUUCAAUUCGGCCCACAAGUCCAUGUCCCAUAUAUUCAGCGGUGCCGCCGUCAAUCUUGCUAUGCAAAACGGCCUCCAUGUCCUCGGCGUCGGCCAAGAUUUCGCAAGAGUCCGCUUGAACAACAAUGAGGAAGAGAAAAUCUCUCGGGCCCGGCUAUGGAUCUACUGUAUUAUCACCGCUCAGAGUGCUAGCUACUGUGAUGGGCUUUUGCCCUGGAUGAUCAGCUCUUCUGCUGACUUUGACAAAUACCAAACAGCCAUGGCCCACGUUAUUCCGCCGGUCUUGCAAUAUCGCGAGAGGAUCCAUCACAUUGCCACCGAUAUGAUUUCGGCUGUGGUCCGAACCGGCGUUACUCAACGCGGCUCAAAAAACGAUGCCGCUCUAGAGAUGCUCAUCGAACUGUACGACAAAGAAUUGUCUCGAGUAAUAGUCCCAACCUCUGACGAUUUCGGCAAUCUCUACUUUUCUCUAGCACACCUUGAAAUCGUAUCGUUUUAUUUUUUCACUCAGACCAUCAGCACCAAACCCAUGCACUUGAUCAAGAUAUACGACGACGCCGUUAAUGCAAUUGAGCAUGCGACCUUCAUUCAAGACUUUGCUUUGGUUUGCACAUUCUACUUCCACCGAAUGUUGCUGCUGGCUGCAUUCUGCAUCCUAAAGAUCCUUCGAAGUGACAUGAAUUCAGCGGUCGACGCCCGAGCGGGGGAGAGGGCAUAUUUCAAAUUCAUAUUGCUUCUAAAAGAGGCAUCUGUCCAGCACGAUGACAUUUGUUCUCGCGGAGCAGGGAUACUCACUCAACUCUGGGCGAGCGACAAUAUCUUCAAGAGAGCGGACGGUGGGAGGGAUAGUCUAUCCCUAAGAAUCCAGAGUCGGUUGACGAUGAGUGUGGUAUUUGAUUGUCACUGGUGGUGGAGAGAGGAGUUUGGGGGACAGGGGAGUCCAUACGAAUUACGAGAGGAGAGCAAGACUGCCAAGGUGUCCACGUCUACGGAGGACGCAGACAAGAUGGCAUCCGAGCAUUUUGGCCCCCCAAUGGGACUUCAUGACCCGACCGUGCCCGACAAUCACAGCCUUGAGAACAACGCCCCUAAACAUCAAUUUCCCGAGUUUGAUGAUUUCCUUCAAGGCUUUACUUUCGAUCUGGUUUCUGAUCUAGGAGACUGGACUACAGAGACAAUGGCACCAGUAAGAUAUCAUGAUAGCACUUGUUCAACUCUUAUCCCUGACGACUUCAACCAGACCAUCUCAGCAGAAAUGGACCCGUAA